This is a messenger RNA of Archocentrus centrarchus (flier cichlid), 7236 nucleotides long. Its product is annotated as CSC1-like protein 2. NCBI's taxonomy places the organism in Eukaryota, Metazoa, Chordata, Actinopteri, Cichliformes, Cichlidae. The transcript is spliced from 25 exons. The coding region runs from base 313 to 2874 and encodes 853 amino acids. The record is from RefSeq and is a predicted model, not a curated record. Gene Ontology annotation, molecular function: nucleic acid binding; calcium-activated cation channel activity. Gene Ontology annotation, cellular component: plasma membrane.
UCCAUUUUAACUCCGACACUCGGCGGAGGAGCAGCGGCUGGCAGCGAAUUCGGCGGCCGGUAGAGAGACGCUCUCCUGCGGCGGGACUCUGGCUCUGACCCCGGCGGUGGAACACGCUCUUCUCGGCCUGAAUCGACCUUUUUUCGGGAUGGAGGUGCUGCGGCAGGACGCAGCCGGAGCGGCAGUGGAUUUGUGAGGAUUUAACGGCUCUGUGUUUCCUGCGGUGAAAUUUCCCCCAUUGAGAGGAGCCGAGGAAGAGGAGGAGACUGUGUUUCGGGUGCUCAGGUUCUCUGCGAGAAUGCGACAGUGAGCAUGCUCAGAACCCUGAUCGUUACCAUGGUGAUAACUGGCGGCCACGCGUGCAGCGAUCAGGACAACUGCUCGAACGACAACAGCGGGUCCAAAGAUUACUGUUACUCAGCCCGCAUCCGCAGCACCGUGCUGCAGGGGCUGCCCUUCGGUGGCGUGCCCACCGUGCUCGCCCUCGACUUCAUGUGCUUCCUGGUGCUCCUCUUCGUCUUUUCCAUUUUACGGAAAGUUGCGUGGGAUUAUGGCCGUCUGGCGCUGGUCACUGACGCUGACAGAUUGAAGAAGCGUUUCAGCGACCUGGAGGAGCGGGAAUAUGUUGCCUCGGCGAUGCACUCAGAGACGCCCGACCGCUACGAACGCCUCACAUCGGUGUCCAGCUCCGUUGACUUUGACCAGAGAGACAAUGGUUUCUGCUCGUGGCUGACGGCCAUCUUCAGAAUAAAAGAUGAGGAGAUUCGUGAGAAAUGUGGCGAGGAUGCUGUUCACUACCUUUCCUUCCAGCGUCACAUCAUCGGCCUGCUGGUCGUGGUCGGGGUCCUCUCUGUCGGCAUCGUCCUGCCCGUGAACUUCUCUGGAGACCUGCUGGUCCGAAUUAUCAGUAAAGAUGUUUUCUUCAGCCAAGGAGCUCCCGGACCUCCUUCCAAGGAAGAAAACAAUGCCUACAGCUUCGGACGCACCACGAUAGCCAACCUGAAGUCUGGGACAAAUCUGCUGUGGCUGCACACCACGUUUGCCUUCAUGUAUCUGCUGCUGACCGUCUACAGCAUGAGGAGGCACACGUCCAAGAUGCACUACAAGGAGGACGACCUGGUGAAACGCACUUUAUUCAUUAAUGGCAUCUCUAAGUACGCAGAGGAGAGCCAGAUCAAACAGCACUUUGAGCAGGCAUAUGAGAACUGCACGGUGCUCGAGGCUCGGAUCUGCUAUAACGUGGCCAAACUGAUGGCUCUGAACGCCGAGAGGAAGAAGACAGAGCGCAGCAAGAAGUUCUUCACCGAUCUGAUGGCAAAGGAACACGUUCCCACCAUGAUCAACCCCAAACCGUGCGGACACCUCUGCUGCUGCGCCAUCGCCGGCUGUGAGGAGGAGGAGGCGGUCAGCUACUACACUAAGAGGGAGGCCAAACUCAAGGAGGAGUACAGGAAGGAGAAGGAGAAGGUCCACACCAAGCCACUGGGCAUGGCCUUUGUCACCUUCCAAAAUGAGGCCAUGACUGCCAUUAUUUUGAAGGACUUUAAUGCCUGUCAGGUUCAGGGCUGUCGAUGUCGUCAGGAGCCACGUUCCUCUCAGUUCAGUGAGGUUCUUCAUGUUCACAACUGGAGCGUUACAUACGCGCCCGACCCACAGAAUGUCCGCUGGGAGCACCUAUCACUGGGUGGGAUCUCCUGGUGGAUUCGCUGCUUCAUCAUCAACUGCAUCCUAUUCAUCCUGCUUUUCUUCCUCACCACACCUGCGAUCAUCAUCUCCACCAUGGACAAGUUCAACGUCACCAAGCCUGUGGAGUAUCUCAACAACCCCAUCGUCACUCAGUUCUUCCCUACCCUGCUGCUCUGGGCUUUCUCUGCUCUGCUGCCCACCAUCGUCUACUACUCUGCUUUCUUCGAAGCUCACUGGACCAGGUCUGGAGAAAACAGGACGACCAUGCAUAAAUGUUACACCUUCCUGAUCUUCAUGGUUCUGCUGCUGCCGUCUCUCGGACUCAGCAGUCUGGACGUUUUCUUCCGCUGGCUCUUUGAUAAGAAGUUCCUGGAUGAUGGUACAGUCAGAUUUGAGUGCGUCUUUCUGCCAGAUAAUGGUGCUUUCUUCGUCAACUACGUUAUCGCCUCUGCAUUCAUUGGAAACGCCAUGGACCUUCUAAGGAUCCCCGGCUUGCUCAUGUACAUGAUCCGGCUGUGCCUGGCUCGCUCUGCUGCCGACCGCCGCAAUGUCAAGAGGCAUCAGGCCUACGAGUUUCAGUUUGGAGCAGCGUACGCCUGGAUGAUGAACGUCUUCACAGUGGUGAUGGCCUACAGCAUCACCUGCCCCAUCAUCGUCCCCUUCGGUCUGAUGUACAUGCUGCUGAAACACCUGGUGGACAGAUACAACAUGUACUAUGCCUACCUGCCCUCCAAACUGGACAAGAAGAUCCACUCUGGAGCUGUCACCCAGGUGGUGGCCGCACCCAUCCUCUGCCUGUUCUGGCUGUUCUUCUUCUCCACCGUACGCACAGUGGUGCUGAUCGUCACUAUUGUGGUCUGCCUGUCGCACGUCUGCUUUGGACACUUCAAGUACCUCAGCGCUCACAACUACAAGAUCGACACUAAGGAGAACGACGUGGACGCUGUCGAGAACGGACGUCCAGCUCGUCCCUCGUCCUCUCCCACGACCAAAUCUCAGCAGCAGCAGCAGAUGUACAUCGCCCAGGUGCUCCAGGACCCAAACUCAGACGAGCCUGGCGGUGGCAGCAGCGAGGAGGACCGAGGCUCAUCCCAGGACGAGGAGAUGCUGAACGGAGGGAACAGCAUCAAUGAGGCGGAUUUCCAGUCGGGGGAGGACAGUCUGAUCGCCAACGAAGUCCACCAGUAGCUGGAGGUGGUGCUAGAGGGAGGGGGCGGAGCUAGUAGAGGGUUAUACCCCCACAACAGUUACAAAUAAAACUGACUGGAAAAUCACUACACCCAUAAACACUCAUACAGUAGAUCGACACGGUUAGCUCCACCCCCUCUCAGCCUGAAGACUUGACCCUGACCUUUGAUGACGGCGCCGGGCGCCAACAUCCAGUCCUGCACGCCUGUGGAACCCUAAAGGACGGAAGACUGUGUCCACAGGAAGCCACUGUAUAUAAUCACAAAGCCAAAAGUUUUUUUUCUUGGGUUGGGUGGGCGGGAUUUAAAAAUUUGUGCCUGGGCUGGAUUUUGUUUGUUCGCACUCGUGUCUUGACUUCUGAUCCACUGUGGGUCACCUGAGCUCACCCCCUCCACCCCCCAUGGGGUGAGAGCUGAUGCUAACGCUGUCUUUUUUUUUUUUUUUUUUUUUUUUUUUUUCUCUGCAUAGUGAUUGCCUCCAAAAAAAACCCGCUACCCAUACUCCAGAAUCAGAGCACGAAAUAACUUGCCAACUGCCAGUUCUUGUAGUCUUAGAAAACUCGCUGACACAAACGCAUCGCAGUCCCUGCUUCCUGCUGGCUUGUCCUCCGUUGUUCUGUGACCCUUAAUGCCGGUACAAUCAACGGAUCACUUGGGAGUUUUUUGUUUUGUUUUUUUUUACCUGCAUGCUAAUAGAAGUGCUGUCUGGAUUAACAUCGUCACACCUUUGGACGAUGUCAUUCAUCACAGGACUGUGCUGGCCUGGGAACAUGCUAAACUUCCUCCCGCCUGCUGGACCAGGAUGUCCAGCGCCACCGCUUCAGUUGGAUUGCUCCUCGCCACCGGACUACAGGACUCCACACAACCAUGCUUUCUUUUUUGGUUUGAGUUCACCUGGACUACCUUAAAUCGUGAACACCUGACAAAGGGAACGGGGAUGUUUGUGUCUGUGUAGGCUUAGCAAUCAAAACUCUUUUCAAAGGUGGGAUAAACUUUGUGAAGACUCUGAUUCUUCCGGCAGCAGCAGCAGGUAGUUUGGUGUCGGGCAGACGCAGAAGAGCAGCGCUUUUCGUCUGGACGUUCUACCUGAACGCCCAAAGCUGUCAGGACACUCAAGGGAAAUAUUUUCUGUUCUGAAGUGUGUGCUGUCCAUCUAUCUGUCCGUGUUAGUUUCUUAUAACAUCAUCACCAGGUAACCAGUAACGUCAUCCGUCUACUGUAGAAUCAGGUCAACAAAAUGAUCAAUUUGGUACAAAAGUUCAGAAAUAUAUAAUCACGCUUUCUCAUCUUUGCACACAUCAAUAAAGUUUUAUACUGAGUCAGACUGGAGCGAAGAGAUGGACACCGGUUUCAUCUCUCAUGAUACAAGGCGCUCCUUCUGCAUUUCCAUCGAUGAGCCACAGCAUUCUAGAUGCACCGCCUUCAGACAAAUAAUCAGUUUAUCUGUUAAUAUUAUAACUACUGUUUUGAGCUAAUUAGCUGGGUUUAUGUGAUUGAAGUCGACGAACGGGCGCUAACCCUAGGCUAGCUAGAACGACCAGCUAAUAACUGAUGUUUCUGUCCACGAAGCCAUACAGAACUAGUUCUCAAAAAGAAAAAAACACACACACUGGCCCUUUUACUUGUUAGUGCGUGUCUUUAUUGCUACUACCAUAGUUUGUUGUCCUGAUAGUGCAGCGUUAGCCUAGCUCUGGCUCCAGUUAAACUCACCCGAUUAGCUCCUUAGCCAGAUGGUACAAAUGCAGGAAUAAACCUGCAUAGACUUCAACUUGUUCGUAGCUUCUCACUCGCACCAGUGGAUGGUUUAGAACCAGGAAAAGAGCUGCUGAGUCAUCAUAAGCAUUGAGCGUAUAACUCGCUGGUGAAACACAGGACUGGCACAUUGUUAGCUGUUUGCACGCAGGCUACAGCGAGCCAGCUACCCCUGGGUUAGCAGUCGCUUAAGUGAACCUGUUUCUGGUUGAAGGUAAGACUAUUGUUAGUUCCCCAGCUCUGUGCGUGAUGAUAGCAGAAUCACCCUGUAGGGAAGCAGAGAUGAAACCGAUCACCAUCUGAAAUACAGUCUGUUUGACCCGUCGAUUUAUUUCUCCUCAGCGUGUCCUCAGCUGCAGAUCUUUUUCAGGAUGGAUCCUCGCCACAUGAUGACAUUUGCCAGCUGGGUCUAUGAGCGCACAUUAGAUAAAAGCCGAUAAAUGAUCCAGCAGCGUUGCAAGAAGAGCACUUUGACACAUACUCUGGACUAAAGGCGAAGAUCACUGCCCACGUGGCGAACUCCCAGUCUGUGGACUUCCUGUUCCACAGGGGGCGCUCACAAGCUCAUCCAGAAUGAAUGGAGCUGCAGAACAAAGUGGUUCACCCUGUUUUUGAUUAAAAAAAAACCCUGAGACUAGGGCAUCCCGUUUUUAGAUGUCUUACUGGUUUCUGAGAGAAUCAGCCACAGACUGCAGAAAGAUGGGCAGAGCUACUGUGGUGUGAGCCGCAGAAGUCCUGCUUUGAAGCCUUGUUUCCACUAUCGGCUGUGAUGAGAAGGGGCAGAUGUGACAGUGAAACCACACACUCUUUGGCUAACGACUUGUGAUUGAUAAUCUUCCAUUUUGAAUCAUUGUAUGACCAAUAUCUACAACAUGGGGUUAAAUUUUUUUUAUUCAGUAUGAUCCAAAAUAAGUGACAGAGGUCAGAAAGCUGCUUUCUCAAGGACUGGAAGCCUUUUUGCAGCUGCGGCUAGUGCCCCCUGGUGCCCACAGAGGGAAUGCAGGUUUAAGGCAUGUCCACACUGGCUUGAUUUUGAAACCAUCUGUGGUCACAGCACCACCAGCCGCUUUACAGUGUCCUCCAUUUUGAUUUGGGUAUAAAGGGAGCAGCAGCCUCCUGACAGUAUCACCUUCAGCUGCCACAACUAGCUGCUGCUUCUACACACAGUUUCUGCUGGGCUUUAACUUUGCUCCUAAGGUCUGCCGGAGUUAGUAUUUAGAAACGGGCACCAUCAGGGAGGACAUGCUAUCCUAAGUCGUUAAUUGACCAAUCAUCACGCAUUAGCAGGACAUAGAAGAGUCACUUUAUUUGUGGAAAUUAAAUGCUUUUAUCUGAAAGCAACUGGACGUUUACAGUUUUUCACAGAGGACAAGCUCCGAGCGCCCCCUCUGUGAACUGAGGUUAGCUCAGAGGAGGUGAACAGGCUGUCUCGCCCUCCACAUGGUAGUUUUAGUUGAGCCUUUUGGAGCAAUGGGGUGCUUAUGUGCCCCCUGGUGGACAGACGUAUUAAUGGCUCUUUGCUCAUGGCUGUCUUUACAUUUCUGCCCCCUGGUGGACAGAUGUGGAAAACAUCGUGUUGCAGCUGCUUCUCUGCAUGAAUGCUAAAAGUUUGAAAAACAAGUGGAAACUGACCUGGCUGGCGGUGACAUCACAAACAAAGGGUGGAGGGGCGUGGCUUUCGCACAGUAACAGUUCUUUAUGUUUGAGUGUAGCAAUGGAACAGCGAGGAGGUAGUCUCAGGUGUGUGUAUGUGUGUUUGUUUUCCUAAAACAAUGUUUACAUCAGAUUAUGUUGAUUCUUUUUGUUUGGUGUGUGUGUGUGUGUGUGUGUGUGUGUGUGUGUGUGUGUGUGUGUGUGUGUGUGUGUGUGUGUGUGGGGACACAGAGCUGGACUAUGAAAGCUGCAGCUGCCGGCUCGCUGGCAUCAGCAGGCGGCUGCACGCUGGAGCUCUGCAGCGUCGUGUCCGGGUGUUGUGUUCUUUGUUGUCGACUCGCGGUGCGGCGUCGACUUCCCUGCCGCUCCGCCCAAGAUUGUACGCACAUGAACCUGAAGGAGGCAGAGAGCCUAGGUGCGAGUCUGAGACUUGAGGUUCAGCUCAGCAGCUCUGAGGAAGUGACCUGCUUCCUGUUCCUGUUUGAGAUCCGGUCUGUGGGAGGACCAGACACUGAUGUUCGGGCUUCGUGAGUCCAGCCGAACUCUGGGUGUCGGACCCAGCAGAACUGAACGCGAGCCCUCGGGCCUCAGAGGUCAAGGGCUGCUGGAGAGCUGCUGAGCGACCUGUGACUGUUAUAUUUUGCACCGUGCUGACUUGAAGGUUUCUAAAAAUGAGCCACUGCUGUUUUGUUUUUUGGGUUGGUUUUUUUUUUUUUUUUUUUUUUUUUUAAAUAAAGUUCCUCCUGAAGUUCCUGAAAUGUGAAGAAGAAUGUGAAGUGAGGCGUGAAACGAGUGACAAAUGUGUAUAAAAUGAGUGUAAAUAGCCAUCGAACUGCAGUCUGUUGUCUACGUCCUGCUUUAAUUUAUUGCUGUGACUCUAUUUAUUUGGACUUUGGUUUGUGUACAGUGACACCUUCGUCCUAUUUAUGUUCCUGAUCAAUAAAGUUCAAUUUCAUCC